Molecule: messenger RNA, 969 nt
Organism: Harpegnathos saltator (Jerdon's jumping ant)
Lineage: Eukaryota; Metazoa; Arthropoda; Insecta; Hymenoptera; Formicidae
Exons: 3
Coding region: 419-925 (168 amino acids)
Source: RefSeq, a predicted model, not a curated record
UACAUCUUAUAGAUGUCGUUCAGUGUUAUCCGAAUAUAUAGCACAAUGAUAAAUUUUUAGAUGUUCUUGUAACUAAAUUAUGUUUUAUUUUCUGCAUUUAAAAGUGAAGCAAGUAUAUAGUUGAUCAUUAGAGAAAAAAGAAGUAAAUUGAAAGAAAAGUGCAGCUACAAGGAAAUAUCUAUUGUCAGGUUAUGUUACGACCAGUAUAACUUCGUCACAUUUCACUUUAUUUCCAGUCGACAAGGUAUACAAAUUUAAUGCGAUAUGUGGAAUAUUUACCUUUAGGAAAUAUAAAGAGACUGAUAAAGUGAGAAUAAAAUUAUCGGAGUAUCCGAGUUUGUGUGUGCUGUAUAAUAAAACGUAGAGGUUAUGUCGUUACAUCAGUCACGGUCGACCAAAAGUUUUAAAAAUUCAUGACAUGCGGUAUAUGUUUUCAACAAAAAUGCAAAAAUUGAAUUCCAAGGAGACCAUCAAUUUGCUGGACCUGCUGUCAGAAAGCGAUUCUGAUAGUACUGACUUGAUUCUGACACCUAAAAAGAAGAAAGUCAAACGACAACAUAGGUCAAGAGCCUUAAAUAGGACAAGACACAGUAAUUUUUGUGGUUGUAAUAAGUCAGAUAUGCGAGUGAUAUCUUUAUGGUUGGCAGCUGUACUAAUCACAUUUUGGUUAAUCGCCUUGUCUUGGCUAGCAGCAAUACUAUAUGGAGAAAUUAAGAAAAUGGAUAUAUCGAUAAAGUCAGAGAACCAACGGUCCUCAGUCGUCUACCAACCCUCGGUCAGUCGAUAUCGGAUGGCGGCGCAGCUGGUUAAGUGUCGUGUUGCGACGCGCGCCGUUCUACGAUUUCGUAGGGAGUUCGUCGUUUUGUGUACCGAAGCAUCCGUGUGUUGGCUCAGUGAUUCUCACCUAUCGAACCUUAAUCAGUGAAUAUCAUCGGCUCGCCUCCAGGACGACGGGAUUCCCGUCGGGAA